GACGGACAGCGCCACCAGCCAAUGCGCCUCUCGAUGGGCUCCGGGAGGGCCAAUGGGAGACAGAGGAGGGCGGAAGGUUCCCCGCCCCCACUCCUAGGCUUGGUUGAGCCGUGCAGAUAUCUUCUUGAAACAAAACAUUUUCUUCCACCUGCUGAUACUUGGUGACUGAGGGAUUACUAAGACUCCCUUCUUGCUCAUUUUUGAGUAUUGGCUGAACUAUUCCUGACACUAUGAAUGCUAUUCGGAUGCCUCUUAAGUCUGUUCUCUGGGGAGGCAGAAAGGGGCCGUGGAGCUGGCCUCGGCACCGGGAGAGGCUGGACUUCCUGUCUCUCUGUGCUGAAUGGCUGCGAUGGCGCCCGCUCUCACUGACGCAGCAGCUGAAGCACACCAUAUCCGGUUCAAACUGGCUCCCCCAUCAUCCACUUUGUCCCCUGGCAGUGCCGAAAACAACGGCAACGCCAACAUCCUUAUUGCUGCCAACGGAACCAAAAGAAAAGCCAUUGCUGCAGAGGAUCCCAGUCUAGACUUCCGAAAUAAUCCUAAGGAAGAUUUGGGAAAGCUGCAACCCUUGGUGGCAUCUUAUCUCUGCUCCGAUGUAACACCUGUUUCCUCGAAGGAAUCGUUGAAAUUGCAAGGUGUCUUCAGCAAGCAGACAGUCCUUAAAUCUCACCCUUUCUUAUCUCAGUCCUAUGAACUCCGAGCUGAGCUGUUGGGGAGACAGCCAGUUUUGGAGUUUUCCUUAGAAAAUCUUAGAACCAUGAAUACCAGUGGUCAGACAGCUCUGCCACAAGCACCUGUAAAUGGGUUGGCUAAGAAAUUGACUAAAAGUUCAACACAUUCUGAUCAUGACAAUUCCAGUUCCCUCAAUGGGGGAAAACGAACUCUUACUUCAUCUUCUCAGGGGGGUGAAAUGGUGGCAUCUGAAUCAGCGGACUUGAAGGGGGGUAUGACCAAUUGCACUCUUCCACAUAGAAGCCUUGAUGUAGAACACACAACUAUAUUUAGCAAUAAUAGCACUGCAAACAAAUCUUCUGUAAAUUCCAUGGAACAGCCAGCACUUCAAGGAAGCAGUAGAUUAUCACCUGGCACAGACUCCAGUUCUAAUUUGGGGGGCGUCAAGUUAGAGGGUAAAAAGUCGCCCUUGUCUUCCAUUCUUUUUAGUGCUUUAGAUUCUGACACAAGGAUAACAGCUUUACUACGGCGGCAGGCUGAUAUUGAAAACCGUGCCCGCAGAUUACAGAAGCGCUUACAGGUUGUGCAAGCCAAGCAGGUGGAAAGGCACAUUCAGCAUCAGCUGGGUGGAUUUUUAGAGAAAACUUUGAGCAAACUGCCAAACUUGGAAUCCUUGAGGCCCCGAAGCCAGUUGAUGCUGACUCGAAAGGCUGAGGCUGCAUUGAGAAAAGCUGCCAGUGACACCACCACUUCAGAAGGACUUAGCAACUUCCUGAAAAGUGAUUCCAUUUCAGAAGAAUUGGAGAGAUUUACAGCUAGUGGUAUAGCCAGCUUGAGGUGCAGUGAACAAGCAUUUGAUUCAGAUGUCACUGACAGUAGUUCAGGAGGAGAAUCUGAUAUUGAAGAGGAAGAACUGACCAGAGCGGAUCCUGGGCAGCGCCACAUACCUCUGAGGCGCAGGUCAGAAUGGAGAUGGGCUGCAGACCGCGCGGCUAUUGUCAGCCGUUGGAACUGGCUUCAGGCUCAUGUUUCAGACUUGGAAUAUCGAAUUCGGCAGCAAACAGAUAUUUACAAACAGAUACGUGCUAAUAAGGGGUUGGUAGUUCUUGGAGAGGUGCCUCCUCCAGAGAAUGCAACAGCAGACUUAGUUCUUAGUUCUGAGGUGAAGACAGAUCAUGGGAAUGAUAAAUUUACUGAGUCUGUUUCUCAGCCACUGGAAAACCAUGGUGCCUCUGGUCAUCCUUCAGAGUCAUUAUCUACCAAAUCAUAUGGAGCAUUGAGACCUGUCAAUGGAGUUAUUAACACUCUGCAGCCUGUCUUGGCAGAUCACAUUCCAGGUGACAACUCUGAUGCUGAGGAACAAUUACAUAAAAAACAACGACUGAAUCUAGUUUCUUCAUCAACUGAUGGCACCUGUGUGGCAGCCCGAACACGUCCUGUGCUAAGCUGCAAGAAACGGAGGCUUGUUCGACCCAACAGCAUUGUUCCUCUUUCCAAGAAGGUUCAUCGCAAUAGCCCGAUGCGCUCUGGCUGUGAUGUGAAUCCCUUCUGUGCACUGUGUGGCUCAGGCAGUGCCAACACCAUGCCUCCAGAAAUCCACUACGAAGCCCCUCUGUUGGAACGCCUUUCCCAAUUGGACUCUUGUGUUCACCCAGUUCUGGCAUUUCCAGAUGAUGUUCCCACAAGCCUGCACUUCCAGAGCAUGCUGAAAUCUCAGUGGCAGAAUAAACCUUUUGACAAAAUCAAACCUCCCAAAAAAUUUUCAUUUAAGCACAGAACACCCAUACCAGGCAGUCUGCCAGAUCCAACUCGUAAAGACAGGCACAAGUUGGUCAACUCCUUCCUAACAACAGCCAAGCUGUCCCAACACCAAACCCGGCCUGACAGGACCCACAGGCAGCACUUAGACGAUGUGGGGUCUGUGCCUGUGGUGGAGCGAGUGACAGCGCCCAAAGCAGAGCGCUUGCCCAACCCACCACCACUUGUGCAUGACCCAAACCACAGCAAAAUGAGAUUGCGAGACCAUUCAUCUGAGAGAAGUGAAGUGUUGAAGCAUCACACAGACUUGAGCAGUUCGAGCUACUUGGCAGCCUCCCACCAUUCACCGCACAGUCCUUUGGUGCGACAGCUCUCCACCUCAUCAGACACCUCUGCGUCCACCAGCUCCAGCCCACAGGUUACAGCCAGCACAUCUCAGCCAAUAAGGAGGAGAAGGGGCGAGAGCUCAUUUGACAUUAACAACAUUGUCAUCCCAAUGUCUGUUGCUGCAACAACCCGUGUAGAGAAACUGCAAUACAAGGAAAUCCUUACUCCCAGCUGGCGGGAGGUCGAUCUUCGGUCUCUGAAGGGGAAUCCUGACGAAGAGAACGAGGAGAUCGAGGACUUGUCUGAUGCAGCCUUCGCCGCCCUGCAUGCCAAAUGUGAGGAGAUGGAGAGGGCUAGGUGGCUGUGGACCACAAGCGUGCCACCCCAGCGGCGGGGCAGCAGGUCUUACAGGUCAUCAGACGGCCGGACAACCCCCCAGCUGGGCAGUGCCAACCCCUCCACCCCUCAACCCCCCUCUCCUGAUGUCAGUAGUAGCCACUCUUUGUUGGAGUUCUCCCACGGUCAGUCCCCUAGGAGCCCCAUCAGCCCAGAAGUGCACUCGGCCCCCCUCACCCCUGUGGCACGGGACACUCUGCGACACCUAGCCAGUGACGACACCCGUUGUUCCACGCCAGAGCUGGGGCUGGACGAGCAGUCUGUCCAGCCAUGGGAGCGGCGAACCUUCCCCCUGGCAUACAGUCCCCAGGCAGAGUGUGAGGACCAACUGGAUGCGCAGGAACGGGCGGCUCGCUGCACUCGGCGCACCUCAGGCAGCAAGACUGGUCGAGAGACAGAGCUGGCGCCCACCUCACCGCCCGUGGUCCCCCUCAAGAGUCGGCAUCUAGCAGCAGCAGUCACAGCUCAGCGUCCAACUCACAGAUGAGCGGGAUACGAGAAUCUAAAGACUCACUAACUAUUGGCAUUAAAGCUUCAGAAAUCUCUGCGUUUGAUAUUCAAACAUCAUAUGCCGGAAAUUUUCACAGUUUUUAGUGAAUUUAAGGAAUUUAGAUUCUACUUUUUUUUUUUUUUUUUUUUCCCCCUCAUUUUGAUUUUUGUUUUGUUUUGGUUUUGGUUUCCAUGUUUUGUUGUCACACGCCUGAGCACUUCCUCCAGCUGGCAAACAGAAGGCCAGGAUAAGCCCUGCCGCCUGGUCCUGGCACAUCCUCUGCACUGUUGAAUCACUGGACUUAGCGAUGUUUGAUGACCACCGCUCCCUCACACCUGUGGGCAGGGUGGGACAGCCAAGUGGGCAGAAGGAAUGGAAAGCUCAAGCUCAGUUUUGCCACCUUAGGUCAGGGGGGAGAGCAGCUCGCUCUGGGCUCUCGCCUCCCCCCCGGUGGCUUGGCUCAGCACCGCCCUCCUGGCUGGGUCUCCCGUGGCCAUCUGUGCCGGGGCACCGGCCACAGCCUCUUCUCCCUAACCGCCAGCGAGAGGGACUUCCCUGUCGUCCAGGUCGCGGAGACUGGUGUGGGUUUCCUCUGCAUUUGGGCAUCUCUGUUUGACUCCUAAACUGCAGUUAACCUGGCUGCGGCUGCUCAGGUCCCCGUCCUGCCCCUUCUGCCCUCCUGUCUGCUGCCCCAUGCCAUAUUCAUACCCACGCACACCAGUUCUUCCACUCGGGCUUUUUUACCCUGUCAUGUCCCAUGAAGCUAGAGUUAGGACUACUUAACCUCUGUUCCCACCUCUGCAAACUAGAGGUUGGGAAGUGAGCAGCCAUUUCUCCUGUGUGAUUCUGUUUUCUUCGGCUGAUUCAGCCAGUCGUUUCCUUCCCCCUCCAGUUCCCUGUCAGUGUCAAUUCAGCCCUUCCUCUCUUAAGUUUCCCUUUCCUGUGGAACAUUGUCUGGUCCCAGCUGUGGUUCCCAUCACUCCCCCGUGAUCACUCCCUGGUUGUUAACCUUGUGCCUGUCUCAUGUAUGAUCACAUUACCAAAAGGGGCAAUAAGGACUUUUUUUUUUCUCCCCAUUUUGUAAUCAUAUAAAAAUAGUAAGCAAGCUGCUUAAUGGUUGGGGUUUUUUCACAAUUUUCAACAUUAGUGAUUCUUUUUGAUUCUGUUUGCAAGUUUAAGGGUUUGUCAUUGUUUCUUUAAAAAAACAAUAAUGCACCAUAUCCCUAUGCAUAAAGUGCUUCUUCUAUUUAUAAGGUUGAAAAUUCUGAAUAACCCUUUUAGCAUUGUAAAAAAAAAAAAAAAAACAACAACAAAAAAACAAAAACAAAAAUGGAAAAAAAAAAAACACCUUGUAUUUUGUAAAUAUUUUCUUUUUCUGCUUUGAGCUGUGUAUUGGCAGCGAAACAUGUAGCUGUCUUUGUUCUAUAGAAAUGCUUUUCUUCAGAGAAGCUGAUCUUUGUUAAUGUCUUGAUUCUGUUCGCAAAGCACAGACUAGUGCUUAAAAAAAAAAAGGAAGGAAAAAGUGAAAAAAAUAAUAAAAAAAAGUUACAGAA
Pipistrellus kuhlii (Kuhl's pipistrelle) is the source of this 5196-nucleotide messenger RNA. RefSeq names its product KAT8 regulatory NSL complex subunit 1 (gene KANSL1). The transcript is spliced from 16 exons. Gene Ontology annotation, cellular component: NSL complex. Gene Ontology annotation, molecular function: histone acetyltransferase binding. Bases 341 to 3640 code for a protein of 1099 amino acids. The record is from RefSeq and is a predicted model, not a curated record. NCBI's taxonomy places the organism in Eukaryota, Metazoa, Chordata, Mammalia, Chiroptera, Vespertilionidae.